Messenger RNA from Quercus lobata, 4680 nucleotides. RefSeq names its product UDP-glycosyltransferase 90A1-like. The coding region runs from base 3157 to 4563 and encodes 468 amino acids. Lineage: Eukaryota; Viridiplantae; Streptophyta; Magnoliopsida; Fagales; Fagaceae. The record is from RefSeq and is a predicted model, not a curated record. Gene Ontology annotation, molecular function: UDP-glucosyltransferase activity. The transcript has a single exon.
CUUAGUUUCCUCAUUGAUGAGUAAAAGUGAUUACAAGCAACUGAGAAUAGAUAGAAAAUAUCUAAUCCCUUACAUACAAAAUCUGGAAAAGAAAUAAGCAAAACUAACAUACUUCCUUGAUUAAGCAGGAAAACUGUUUUAAUCUAACCAUUAAUUACAAUCUAACAUGUGGAGUUAAUUCAUAACAAAAAUUAGAACUAAUCUAUCUAAGUGUUUCACUAAAACAAUUACUAAAGAUAUUGCAAAACGCUGUUGUGUCACUAAAUGUCAUCAGGUCCUCAUUUACACAAAAUGACCUCGUUUCUUCUUCAGUCUCACACAGUCUUCUUCUGUGUUUUGUGCUUUGGACUCGUAUCUUCAUUUCAACAAUAGUUGAUAUGCCAUAGUUGGUUUCCAAAAUUUUUUUGAGUCUUCUUUUGCACACACACCUCUCCAAGCAAAGAACAAAAGUCGACUAGAUCCAAUAGAGAUACAUGUAGCUUUAAACCAAUGGCCUUUCAUGCUUCCAAAUCAUAUCAGGAUUAGCAUUCACAACAACUGCCCUCCCAAGCAUCGAAUGUCAUCCAUUGAACAGUAUCUACAGGAAAAAAAAAAGUUAAGAAAAAAUUAAGAUAUCUAGGCCAAAAAUUUAAGUAAACUAACAAGUAAUGACACCAAUAGUGACACCAAGGAAUUGUAAAAGGUAAUAAAAACUAAAAAACAGCUUACAAUAAAUAAAAUUAAUCCCAUUUUAUUGUGAAGAGAAAUUUCGUGAAGAUUUAUUAUAUAGAGUUUGCUACUAACUGCCCUCCCAUUUUAUUGUGUGACAUAUCUAAUUUGUGCCUCAAAUUAAAAUGCAAUAAAAAGAAGAGAAAAGAGAAGUUUGGUAUAGAUUUGGCAGCCAAAGCAUGAUACUAUCAAGUCUAUAAUUGAAAUAUCAACUGCUCCAUAAGAAUGUGAAUCGGAGAUAUAAAUGAGACUGGAAUUAAUUUUCCUUAUAAUAGCAAAUGAAAUCACAUUCUGCAAUAACGUUACCUAAAUCAUCAGUGUGAUUCAAUUUAUCAAUAGAGCUCCAUGAAACCCUACUUACAACCCAACUCCACCAAUGGCCACUAUAAGCAGUGCAAAGAAAGAAACAACAAUCUAAAAUAAAAGGACUGAUUAUAAGCAAGGAACAAAAUUGCACACCUUAAUUAGAAUGGCAUCAACAAAAGGGAUAGACACAAGCAUAUCACCUACAAAAUAGUUCAUUCUCUUACUCUCAGGCAGGCUAGCAACAAUAUCAUUAUUUGUUGGACUGUCCCAGCAUCAGCACUUUGAACUUAGGCUACAUAAUCAACAUGGACAUUUUCAUCAAGAAUUAUUUCAGAUUUUGCGGGUCUAUGCACUUGAUCAUUCCUCUAGCAAUGGAAUGUGUUCAUAUGUUGUUUGGCUUGAAAAUCUGCCUUUGUGUUUUUUCUGCCUUUUUGGCAAAUGAUGUACUUCAAUUAUAAAUCAAUAAAGAUUUUUAUUUUUUAACCAAACACACAAACAACACCCCCUACCCCACCCAAAAACAAAUAAUAAAUAAUAAUAAUAAUAAACCAAACCUUACACUAAAUCACUCACACUAUUACAUAUGUAAGUGCCCUAUAAACUAUAAUCAUAAAUUACAAACAGCUCUAGUGAAAUGUACCCAAAAAGAGAAAUGUAAUUGAGACAGAACACUUUUCCACACAAAAUAUACAUGUUGGAAGAUAUUAAUUAAUACGUUUCUAAGAAAACUUUUGUUAGCAAAAGGGAAGAAAAGAAAGGAAUAUUAUUUUGGCUGUCAGGUGCAAUAACAACCAAUGUCCAGCAAUAAUAUAGUUUUGAGUCUUAAGGCACAAGGUAGUAAGUAAAGAAAGAGGAGGUAAAAUGUGUGUGUGUGUGUAUAUAUAAAUAUCCUCAAGUAGAUUCCUAAUACCAGAGAUAAUAUGUAACUGGACCGAGCAGGGUUCUAAAUAAAGCAUAAUUUGUCAAAUGUCCAAGCUAUGAACCUGAAUGGUUUCUAAAUAGCAGGUCAAUAUACUUUUCAGGAUCAAUGCAACAACACUAUGGUAAGAGCAUAACAAUCCAGCCAUAACAACAGUCAUGUCACAUAAGCUGUUAAAGAAACUCUGACCAAGAAUUAGCUCAUGCCCAAAAAUAAGAGUGUGAGUAGCAAUAUAGCUUACAAAACCAGUUGUGUUGUGCAUAACAAAUCAAGAAUCAUUAUUCUAAGCUCACAAACAUUGUACCUCAUUACCUAUCAAGAGCCAUAGUUUAUAUCUUUAAAAUGAACUACAAGAAACAAAAUAUAUCAUCCACCAGCAAAUUACCCAUCUGCAUAGUCAAUCCAAAUUUAGAAAAGGAACAGAUACCUAAAAAAAAUUAGGAAAAAAAAAGGAGAAAUUUCAUAAUGAUUUUUAGCAUACAUCAUGAGUUCAUGACCAAGCAACAAAGUUUCUGGACUAAUGUCAAAGGCAACACCAGACAACAACUACACGCAGGCACUUAAUCAAAAUACAUCGGCUACACCUAAAAGCCCCAAUUUUUCAAACUUAAGCAGAUCAUCAAGCUUUAUACUCAAAAAGGAGACCCAGUCACUAAACAAAACUAUUCAGUCACUUCUAAAAGGCAAAUAAAAAGAGAAACAAAAAGAAAAAUAAAAGAGAAAAGACAAUAAGGAGAAAGGGAGGAGGACCCGGCGACCACCAGUGGUGGUGGCACCGGCGAUAGCACCUUUAGCGGCCGAAGGAGAGAGACAAGAACGUACCGGAACUACCGCCGGUGGUGGAGGUGUGGGACUCGGUGGCUGCUAGCUGUGGCCAUGCAGAUUCAGCAAGCGUGAGAGAGUUUUUGAAUUUUGGGUAGAGAAAGAUUUGAAGAAGGAGAGAGUUUUUUGGUUUUUUUGGUAGCUGAAAGGCAAAGAGAAAAGAGCAAGGAAACGGAAGGUGGGUGUCACGCGGAUUGAUGAGCUGUCCUUAUCAGCUGUCAAUUGUUUAUGCGUUGGAUUAAAUAAACGGUUGGGAUUGAAACUAUUGCACGCCGUGCAAUACCCUAGGUAUUGCACGGGAUCUCAAUCCUAAUAAAUCAAACUUAUUUAGCCAACUCCUAAGCUCUGUAGAAAGCGAGAAUUGUGUGUAGAAACAAGAAGAAGCUAAGGACUUUAAUUAAAUGGCUUCUAUCACUGGUGAUUCACAACCACACCAUGUGGUUCUCUUUCCCUUUAUGUCAAAAGGCCACACCAUCCCAAUCCUCCUCCUUGCACGCUUACUCCUCCAUCGCCGCCUCAUUGUCACCAUCUUCACCACCCCAGCCAACCGUCCCUUCAUCUUUGAGUCCCUCAAUGACACCACAGUCACCAUUCUUGACCUACCAUUCUCGCACAAUGUGCCUGAUAUACCUGUUGGCAUUGAGAGCACAGACAAACUGCCCUCUAUGUCCAUGUUCCAUGCGUUUGGAAACGCCACAAAGCUCAUGCAGCCCGACUUCGAACGAGCAAUCCAAAAUCUUCCACGUGUCAGCUUCAUUGUCUCUGAUGGGUUCAUUUGGUGGACCUUGGAGUCUGCUUCCAAGUUCGACAUCCCAAGGUUUGUAUUCUGUGGUAUGAACUAUUACUCUACGUCCGUGAUCAGAGCUGUGGAUCAGGAUAGGCUUCUCUUUGGACCCGAGUCAGACGACGAGUUAAUAACAGUCACUCGUUUCCCAUGGAUUAAAGUCACUAGAAAUGACUUUGUGCCCCCACUUACUGAGUCCGAACCAAAGGGUCUGAUAUAUGAGUUCAUCAUGAAUGUGAUCGUAGCAGAAACGAAUAGCUAUGGCAUUAUAUUCAACAGCUUCUAUGAGCUUGAGUCUGUGUUUGCUGAUUAUUGGAAUCGUGAGUGUCAACCCAAGCCCUGGUCUGUGGGACCUCUUUGCCUAGCUGAGCCACCAAAGGCUAGAAAUGAACCCUACAAUAAUAAGCCCAAAUGGGUUCAGUGGCUGGACAAGAAGUUUGACCAAGGGAACUCAGUUCUGUAUAUAGCCUUUGGGUCUCAGGUAGAGAUUUCGCUUGCACAACUCAAAGAAAUAGCUAUUGGAUUAGAAGAAUCCAAAGUGAAUUUCUUGUGGGUGAUAAGAAAGAGUGAGUCAGAGAUUUCAGAUGGAUUUGAGGAGAGAGUGAAAGAUAGAGGAAUUGUUGUGAGAGAAUGGGUUGACCAAAGGGAGAUUUUGAUGCAUGAGAGUGUGCAAGGUUUUCUUAGUCACUGUGGAUGGAAUUCUGCGUUGGAGAGUAUAUGUGCUGGGGUUCCAAUCCUUGCAUGGCCUAUGAUGGCAGAGCAACCAUUGAAUGCAAGAAUGGUUGUGGAGGAGAUAAAGGUGGGACUGAGGGUUGAGACGUGGGAUGGGUCAGUGAGAGGGUUUGUGAAGUGGGAGGGUUUAGAGAAAAUGGUGAAGGAGUUGAUGGAAGGAGAGAAAGGUAAGGAGGUGAGGAAGAAGUGCAUGGAGGUGACAGAGAAAGCCAAGAAAGCUAUGGAGGAGGGUGGAUCAUCUAAGUGCACAUUGGACUUGCUCAUUGACGAGACAUGUGGUAAGACGACAUGAUCAGAUAUAUGUAAUGUAACUGGUUCUAAUUUCCUUUGUAAGGAAAAUUUUAUGUUUGCAUAUAACGUAAACAUAUGAAGGUCUUUUUUUUUGUUUGUUUGUCUCAUUAGCUAAUAA